Molecule: messenger RNA, 1225 nt
Organism: Suncus etruscus (white-toothed pygmy shrew)
Lineage: Eukaryota; Metazoa; Chordata; Mammalia; Eulipotyphla; Soricidae
Gene: C3H12orf76
Product: chromosome 3 C12orf76 homolog
Exons: 2
Coding region: 1-360 (119 amino acids)
Source: RefSeq, a predicted model, not a curated record
AUGGCCAGAAUUACAUAUGGUUCUCUAUACCCCUCUGACAAUAGAUACGGGAGUAAGACCGAAAAACAACUGGGUGCGGUCCAGAAACCAAUGAAAGAAGAUGGAGUCUCUUGUGUUAACACUAACAAUGCUGGAAAACUUAUUAGUGGUAAAAAAAAUAUCUAUAGGGGCCUGGCCCUGGCCCUGGCCCUGUGCGGCCCGGCCGAGGCGCCGAGCCCCGGAGACCCCGCGGAGGGGACGCGGCCGUAUGCGGUGCUGCGCGGGCAGAACCUGGUGCUCAUGGGUGCCGUGCUCAGCGUCCUGCUGCUCACCAUGAUCCUCCUGGCGUUCUGUGUCUACAAGCCCUUUCGGCGCCGCUGACAGCAAACAAGAUCCUGCCAUGGGCUGGUGGACAAGGCCAGAGCAAGUGGCCACCACUCACAGAAAAAGUGGUUGCCAGUCGGCACCGUCCUGCCGGGAGAAGCGGCCUUUCUGGGGGCCUGGCAGCUGGCAAAUGCUAGAGGAUGUGGAACGAAUGUCGCUAAGUUGAUUUCCCCUCCCUGGCACUCCUGUGCACGGACGGUCCCAGCCACGGAGCCUCCCUCGGUGUACAUCUGGUGGCUCGUGUUAAAAAUGCCUGCAGCUCCAAGUGAGGCCCGUGAGAGAGGAAACACUAUGUGACGGCAGACCCUGCUGGAAGGACGCACGUUGAAACAGAACACAAUGUGGUGUCGUCUGGGUCACACCAGGUCAUUCCUGGGUUCUCUGCCCAGCCCUGCCCCUUCCACCAGCACUGCCCAGUCUGACCCCACAAAGAACUUCUGGGAGUCGUGUCUGGCCGACCAUUGUAUCCAUCAGGUUAAGAAUCAUAGCGUUUGGGGCCAGAAUUAUAGCACAGUAGGGCGCUUGCCUUGCAUGAGAUUAACUGGGUUCCAUCUCUGGCAUCCCAUAGGGUCCACUGAGCACUGCCAGGAGUAACUCCUGAGCACCUCCAGGUGUGGCCCAAAAACCAAACAAAAAAGAAUCCCUUUUUUCUUUUUCCUGGUCCUAACUUGAUUGGAAUAUUCUGGUUGUAAAGCAGGUCAGCUGUGGGGGCCGUCUUGGCUCUGUGCUCAGACCUUCUCCCCGCCAAGUCAAAUCGGGGUCACCACCUGGGAACCUAGAACUUGGGGACCACGUGAGUUGUGCCAAGGUGGGAGGGCAAGAACAGGACCACUUGGCCCACUGGUAGCCGCUUCAUCUCCAG